AUGAGCUUCGAGCCAUACGCCGCCGGCGCUCGAGUCGCAAUCGACAGCGCCCCAAAGCGCCCGCACUUGAUCCAGCGUCUUCUUUACAGCUCAUACGAUACUUCCGGACUUCUCUUCGCUGGAUCGUCGGAUGGCUCGCUGCGCAGUUACGAGGUGGACGAGCGCGUGGGUGUCGUGCGCUGGCAAGCAGACCACAAACGGCUUUUCCACGCGUCUUGCGUCUUUCUGGACAGCUGGGGAGUGUUUAUUACUAUAUUAGAUAGUCGUCUCAAGAUCUUUGAUCUGCCGUUGCGGUCGAUUGACAGCAGUGUACUGUGGGACGACACGAAGGGCGCCGUGCUCUUUGCGGUUCACGAACAAGUCAAGACACUCUGUGUAUUGCUCAAGUCGAAUGCACUGAAGGUCUUUGACUGGACAGUAAACAAGCGCUUGGCAUUUCGUACAGAACUUGACCUGAUGGCCGUACUAUUGCCCGUGCAGCAGCUGGUAAUGAUGAGUGAAAGUUACGUGUUUGUUCAAGGAAAGAGCGACUGGGGCGUGCUUGAUCUUUCCACUGGCAAAUUGAUCGAUAGAAAGGGCAUCAAAGAGCGGGUAGAUGAUGCCCUCGGAGGAGCUACAGGUGCCUGCGACGCAGUGCCGCUACCUAGUCGGCAUUUGCCUCGACGACUGCAGCACCUGAUGGAUAUAUUGCUGUGUGGCAAACGUCAAGCUGUGAUCCUUGGGAUACAUCAUUGUGACGAGACGACUGAUGUAGCAGAGGAAGAGAAUGAUGUCUAUGGAGCUUUUCUUCACAACGAGGUCACGACAGAUGACGCGAAUAAAGGCGACACAUUCGAUUUGUCCAGUCGUCAACUGUGUCUAAAAGUGGAGAAAGUCAUCACGUAUGACAUGGUGCCGCGCCAAGUUUUUUAUCAUCAUCCGUUUUUGCUGAUCGAUCAGGUGGAGCACAUCGCAGUGUUCAACUUUGGCUCUUUGCAAAUCGCCCAGAUCAUUCCAGUGAAGGGGCUUCACGGCUUAUGUGCUAUAAGAAACGUCGCGUCUGCGACGACCGAACCGAGUGCGCACGUUAUAAGUGACCGUCCGGCGACUUUACUCUCUGUGUCACCACCAUUUGAUGUUCAGGCACACCAAAUGUUUCCGAUCGCACAGCAAGUUGCUGCUUUGAUAGAAAACUGCCAUCUUGAAAGCGCUGUCGCUCUUUGCAAGCUUUGCCCGAAGGAGAGUUCAUUAAGUGACGCCGAGAAACGGAAGCUGUACGCUGACUACGGUUUCGAGCUGUUUUGUUCAGCGCGUCGAAAAGAAGCGGUAGAUUUAUUCAUUGAGAUUGACGUUGACGUGAUGGAAGUACUGCUACUUUUUCCGCAGAAUCUGCUUCCUCGCAAGACCAGCGCUUUACGCAGAGCCGAAGGUAGCGCCGACGACGGACGCGUCUUGAACCGUGAAGAUCUAGUGGACGGUCUAUUGGCCCUCAUUGGGUAUCUGCGCCGUAAGCGGAAGGCUUAUUUGCAUUCGGAUAUCGUAAUUUCUGCGUCGGAAACACGCACACGAUGCAGCCUUACUGCUCGCGAAGAGAGCGCACUUGAAUUGAUCGACACCAUGCUGGUCAAAUGUCUAGUCGUGGUGUCUGAACAAGCGGCGUAUGCUAAACGGGCAAAGCAUGUACUACUUGAGGUGGUAAGAUACCAGAAUUGGUGCGACAUUAGUGAGGCUGAGGUAUUUCUUCGAGCUCAUCGACAAUUUAAGGCGCUGCUUGCCCUUUACUCUACUCGGAGAGUGCAUCGUAAGGUGCUUGAGCUAUUGGAAAGUCUUGAGCGCAGCGCGGCGUCAGCAGCUAUCAUGUCUAAACAAAACCAAACAAACCGAGAAGAGGAACAAGUACAAAGCUCGCAUGAUUUGCUAUCCUCACAUGACUACAUGGUGCUUAUCGCACAGUACCUUCGCGCGCUGGGCAAAAAGCAUGCUGAGCUGGUAUUUGAAUUUUCACGACGUAUCUUGUCGGUAGAUCCCGCGCUUGGGCUCUCAAUCUUUACACAGCGCGAAGUACCCGACCUGACGACUGACAUCGAUCCGGCUGUGGUCCUUCAGCACCUCAAGAGUUCUUCCGUCGCUUCUCCAAGCUCUGGCUUAAAUUCACCAGAGCACAUUGCGGACGAUACAGCAAAACUAGUUUUGCCCUUGCACAGCAGCCAAAUGUUGGCGAUCGAGUAUCUUACACAACUCAUCUGUGAGAGAGGGCGUCAGCUAACACCGCGGUUGCAUGACGAGGUGGUGUACCUUCUGCUCGAUUCGAUUCAGGCCGAGACGUCGCAGAAGCAACGACUAACCAGUCGUGCCGAGGCACAAGGUGAUAUGACGGGACUACUACGCCGAAAGUUGCUACAGUUUCUUGCAUUUCCUGAAGCCGCCUAUCAUCCGGAACGUAUGUUGAGCCGUACACCCAUCGAGAUGGUGAGUGAACACGCGGCGCUUCUCUCAAAGCUUGGACGUCAUCGCGAAGUACUGCAAUUGUAUGUUGUAAAAUUGCGAGAUGCCGAUCUGGCCGAGGCGUACUGCAAUCGAUGUUACGAGUCGAAGACGGCCAAUUCUUCCAUCUAUACAAUCUUGCUGCAAAUCUACUUGCACCCCCAAUGCCACAUGGAUAGCCCGAGGUCCGAUGCUGCGUCAACGGACACCAGCUCCGAGCAUCAAUUUCCAUCAAGAUCUUCUGGCUGUAAUAUGCAGAUUGAGGCUGUAAACGAGGCCAUCAGGUUGCUGAACAAACACGCUGAAAGGAUUGACGUAUCAACGGCUCUCGCACUAUUGCCGGUUGAAGUCGCCGCGGCAUCUCUGGCUACCUUCUUUCGUCACGUACUGGAGCGUCAAGUGCAACGGAGUCGCACCGGACAGGUGAAGAAACAGCUUUCAAAAAUGGAGAAUUUCAAGGUUCGAGAGCAGCUUUCCACAAAACGGAAAGAGUCCGUCACAGUGUGGUCGUCGCAGCGCUGCCAGUCUUGCGGUAAAAAGCUUGGUGUCGGCACCUUCGUGCGUUUGCCUGGUGGAGACCUGUUGCACUAUUCUUGCCAGCCCACUCGACAGGUCGGUGUUUUGCAUGUCUUGGGAUUGAAUUCUUGA
Messenger RNA from Hyaloperonospora brassicae, 3111 nucleotides. NCBI's taxonomy places the organism in Eukaryota, Oomycota, Peronosporomycetes, Peronosporales, Peronosporaceae. The record is from the annotation of a GenBank genome assembly.